Pungitius pungitius (ninespine stickleback) is the source of this 3985-nucleotide messenger RNA. Its product is annotated as glypican-6-like. Gene Ontology annotation, biological process: cell migration; regulation of signal transduction; regulation of protein localization to membrane. NCBI's taxonomy places the organism in Eukaryota, Metazoa, Chordata, Actinopteri, Perciformes, Gasterosteidae. The transcript has 10 exons. Gene Ontology annotation, cellular component: extracellular region; synapse; cell surface. The record is from RefSeq and is a predicted model, not a curated record. Bases 338 to 2032 code for a protein of 564 amino acids.
UCGUCUGCUCAACGAAGUUGAGACAACACGCCUGGAAACACAUCGCCUGGAUGCUGGAUCCAUGUGUGCACCUCCACGCUCGCGAUCCUCUGUUCCUCGCGGCGCGGGAGGACUUCUUUUUCUCUCCAUCUGGUGCCAAAGAAGACCGAUUUUUUUUGUUCUUCUUAACUUUGGGCAAUGUGUCUGUAGACGCCGAUAGUUGCGUUGCAACCAUUUAACGCCCCGAUCACUAAGUACCUGCAGAUCUACUGCGGGGGAGUUUUUUUUUUGUCUUCUUCACCGGCGCGGAUACGGCAGAUGACCUUAAACGCUUCGGAUCUCCACUGAAGUAAACAACAUGCACGGACUAGAGAUCAUCAUGUGCACUUUUUCUGUGCUGUCCUUUGCGGCACGCGCAGAUUUUAAGCCUCGCAAUUGCAGCGAUGUGAGGGAUGCUUGUAUCGGGAAAGGCUUCAGCUUCGCGCACAUUCCCAUCCAGGAGAUCCCAGGUGAACAUCUUCGGGUGUGUCCUCAGGGAAGCACAUGCUGCACCCCGGAAAUGGAGGACAAAUUUGGCCAGCAAAGCAAGCAGGACUUUGAGAAUCUGGUUGAUGAAAUGAGUCAUGAAUUAAGAAGCACUUUUGUUUCCAGACAUGAACGAUUUGAUGAAUUCUUCCUGGAGCUGCUGGAGAACACCCAGAGGUCCCUGAAUGAGAUGUUCGUGAGGACUUACGGCAAGCCCUACAUGCAGAACUCCGAGGUCUUCGAGAACCUGUUCGCAGAGCUGAAGCGCUACUACAUGGGAGGGAACGUUAACCUGGAGGAAAUGCUCAAUGACUUCUGGUCGCGGUUACUGGAGCGUAUGUUCACGCUGCUCAACUCCCAGUACGUCAUCACGGAGGACUACCUGGAGUGUAUAAGCAAGUACACUGACCAGCUCAAGCCCUUUGGGGACGUGCCCAGGAAGCUCAAGGCCCAGGUCACCCGCGCGUUCAUCGCCGCGCGCACCUUCGUCCAGGGCCUCUCCGUUGGCCGGGAGGUCGCCCACCGAGUGUCUAAGGUGAGCAGCACCCCGGCAUGCAUUCGGGCUCUGACCAAGAUGCUGUACUGCCCCUUUUGUCAGGGCAUGCCGGACGUCAAAUCCUGUAAGAACUACUGCCUGAAUGUUGUCAAGGGCUGCCUGGCCAAUCAGGCUGAUCUGGAUCCCGAGUGGAACCUGUACAUCGAUGCUAUGCUGCUGGUGGCACAGAGGCUGGAGGGACCUUUCAACAUUGAAUCUGUCAUGGAUCCUAUUGAUGUCAAGAUUUCAGAGGCCAUCAUGAAUAUGCAAGAGAACAGCGCCCAGGUCUCCUACCGGGUCUUUCAAGGCUGCGGCCAGCCGAAACCCGCGGGAAUGGCUCGGUCGACCCGCGGCGUUCCCGAUGUGUUCAGCGCUCGCUUCAGGCCGUACAGCCCGGAGGAGCGUCCCACCACCGCGGCGGGCACGAGCCUGGACAGACUGAGGAUUGUUUGGCAUGCGAUGCAACACAGCGUGGUCGACAUAAAAGAGAAACUGAAGCUUUCAAAGAGGUUUUGGUCCAACCUGCCUGAGGCCAUGUGUGUGGAGGACAGAGUGACCGCUGGAAAUGCCAGUGAGGAGGACUGCUGGAACGGACACACCAAGGGCAGGUACUUUCCUGAAGUUCAAAAGGAUGGACUGACCCACCAGGUGAACAACCCCGAGGUGGGCGUGGACAUCACCCGCCCAGACACGCAAAUCCGCCAGCAGAUCAUGGCUCUGAGGGUGAUGACCAACAAGCUGAAAAACGCCUACAACGGCAACGAUAUCUACUUUCAAGACUCAAGUGACGAGGGCAGCAGCUCGGGCAGCGGCAGCGGCAGCACAGAGGUCGGCCCCACUGACAUGGACGUCGCCGCCGCCACCGAGGCCCCGGUGGUGGAGGCCGACCGCAGCGGGCCUGUGGACGACUCGGCCCGGCUCAGCGCACCCUCCGUAGCCCUGACAACCAUCCUGGCCCUCUCCGCCCUGGCUCUCCACCGGCAAUGGAGAUAAUGUCGAAGGAACCGGGGCGAAAAUGGACAGGCUGGGGUCUUCUUUUUCUUUUCUUUUUUUGUUGCUGUUUUUGUAAUCAGGCAGAUCGAAGCUACAGUCAACCAAAUAGGAAAUAGGCUGCCAGUCUGGAAGCGAAGGGAGUCUGCUCUGAAGAAGAGAAGUCGCAUCAUGACAACCCACUUUUCCAAAGAUCCUUGGACUUGACAUUUUAGGGCAUCACUUCACCACCUGUCACUGAUGCCAACCCCCAGCAAACUGCUUCAGAGAUUUCUUGCACAUAUGGCAGGUAUUAAUGUUGGUCUCAAUGUGGAAAUAUAUAACACGCACUUUUUUAUUUUUAUGCCAAAAUUGUCUUGUGAUGGAAAAUGUUGAGAAUGUUGUCAUUUGAUGUACCUAAAAGAGGCCGAAGAAGUGUAAUAUUUGGUUUAUAUUAUGUUUUGAAACAAACACAAGGGACAAUGGCGGACAAUCUGGAACAUGUGGUUUCCACCUUUUUGGAUUGAAUCCUUGUUCCGUUGCCAUUAAACAAUGUGCCAAUUAUUGAUUUUUUUCUGUUUUUGAUCAGAUUUAACAACUAAAUCAUGUUGCUUCAUAUUCAAUUUCUCAGCAAUUUCAAGGUCAAAGGAUACAUUUUUCACAGUUAAAAGGGAUCAUUUUGCUUUUUUUCAUACUAAUUUUCCUUGCAAAAAAUGUAUCAUCUGCACAACAUUAUCAUAUCUCAAGCUGGUUCCUCAAGCUUGGCGUCAGGAGUUAACAGCCUCAACAGAACUAAUGUGGAGCAAUAGAGAGUCAUUUCAUCAUAGUGAAGCUGCUUCUGCAGUGUUGUGGGGUGGGGUGCAUGUCCCAGUGUGUAAUUAAUGAAUUGAUGUCUGAGAGGGCUUGACAAAAUAUAAUCCUCUCUAACAUAUAUGUUUUCAUUAAUCAAUAAUAAAUUUGUUUUAAGGUCUUACCAGCACUCAUGACCUGCAAGCAAAGUCCAUCAAUAGAGAAUUAAUCAAAAUAACCAUUCAUAAAAGAUGUGUAAAACAUUUCUGCUGACAUUAAUACGCUUUGUAAAGGCGCAGUAAUUGAAAAUCUUAUAAAUGUGUAAAUGGACUUUGCAGCGUAAGAAGCACACUUUUUCAAUACAGAAUCACCAUCACAGAAGACUGUUGACUGCUGUUUUAAUCAUAUUAAUUUCCUAUCAUUGGGGCCUCGGACGUUUUAUUCUGAAUCCUCAGUAUUUUAACAACAUUACGUAUUUUCAAAAAAUACUGGAUUUGCAUACACAAACAAGAAAAUGUGCCCCGUUUGCAUGUAUGAUUAAUUAUGCAAAGCCUAUCCUGCAACUGCUAUCAAAGUUUGGAUUGUAUAACUAUUACAAUUAAUUGUAGUGUUUAAAAAGGAACAAAACUGAAACACUGUCACCAGGACUCUUAUGUUAAGUGUUGCUAUUUCUGUAAACGCAUUACUACAGGUAUUCAAAGUGUGGGGGGAAUUAUUAGGACAGGAAGUUGCAAACGGCACACAGUGGUGUCAGGAAAUGCAAAGCUAGGCCCCCUCGACGUAUCUGCAAAGCUUGGAUGGUUGUGUCUGACUGGGAGCCGACCACCGUCACCUGUGAAAUGAGAAUCUGUGGAGACUGGACAGGCCUGAAUGCUUCGGUGAAGCUCCUCAGUAGAGCGCACUUACAGAGAAUGUGAGAGGCCUGGCACUACUGAGGAGGGAGGGGGAGGGGGGGGGGAAAUCCUUUAUGUACGCCCACUGUUCUCUGAGAGCCCGCCAGCUCCAUAACAACAGGCCUAAGCUCACACAUUCAGUGUUUUGCCCUUUGCAGUAUACACCAGUGGAUACUCGCUUUUCUUUAUAUAUUUAUGUUUUGCAUACACAUUGUACGGACAGAAAAAAUAGAAAUAUGUCAUGGGUAUCAUUUAAAAGGAUUCUUUAUUAUGAAUACUGAUCUAACAGGAUGCU